Hyaloscypha bicolor E is the source of this 1157-nucleotide messenger RNA. RefSeq lists its product as uncharacterized. The record is from RefSeq and is a predicted model, not a curated record. The transcript has a single exon. Lineage: Eukaryota; Fungi; Ascomycota; Leotiomycetes; Helotiales; Hyaloscyphaceae. Bases 315 to 1085 code for a protein of 256 amino acids.
UGGAAGACAAAGGCGAACCAGGAGAUACUUUCGAUGGGAUCAAAGCAUAUUUAGAGACAUAUCAUCCAAAGAUCGUUAUCUUUGAGAAUACCAUGAACGCGCUCUGGAUGGCUGAGAAGGUUGCGAACUAGAGGGGCAAAGAAGAUGAAAAGAACAUUCGUGGGCACAUGGAGCAGGCCGGAUUCUACAGCAAGAUGGAUAUGAAAAUCCACUACUUUCUACACACUAGAAAUAACGGUUAGGCCAUUGGUAUCCGGCGACACUGCCUCCCAGAGGGUGCACUAUGGAUUGCCCUAGAAGGAUAAUGUCCACCUAUGAUCCCAGUUACGUAUCAUGACAUGGAUAUGGGUAUGAAGGUGAUGGUGAAGACUUCGCUGCUUCUAGGUAUGGCUUCGGCUGAAGGGCGAUGCCAAGACCAAGCCUUCGUUGGAGUGUCUGGCCAAAAUUGGCUGGGCCUCUGCCACAUCAGGUCUCUGACGACCUCUCUAUUUUCCUUGCGCUUGGUGCUCAUGGCUUUGGCCGAGUUCACCUGGGGAUCAAUUGCUUGGCUUAGGGACUGGAUACGAACCUGCAUCUUACACCUCGGAGCUCGUUUCUUCUUUGCUGCGAUGCUUGCUUGGAUCGUGUUGGAUUGGCUAUUUGGGCACCCUUCCCCAUCUUUCUCCCAACCGGCCUGCACAGUGGGUCAAAAACAAGCGAGGUUCUCCUCGCCCCGCCCCCCCUCAAACAUUAACAUCGACUUUCAAUCCAACUCAAUCCAUCCACACACACACACAUACUGUAGUAAGAUCAACCAGGACAACACAAUGGAUAACGCUUCUAAGAAGUCGAAGCUCACAACUGCGGAUAUCGAAACCCUCGUUGCCGUUGCCCAAAAUGACUUGCCGGACGAGCAAAUGGAAGGUAUCUUCAACAACGCACAUGACGGCGAAGAAGACCCAACCAACCGAGGUCUCUUCAAAGUCAUCACCACUGCGCGACUUCUCAAGAUGAGGGGCGUUGAUAUGGACACCAUUGAACGCCUCCACAGACACCGUGGUUCUAUUUCCACCACCAUCCAUAAAGAGAAGCAUGAAGCCCUGUAGCACCCCCUCGGUCUAUUACGACAAGCUAGCGAAAACCUUGGAUUUGUGGAAGGAUUCUAUAGUCUAAUGCUG